Messenger RNA from Manis pentadactyla (Chinese pangolin), 2311 nucleotides. It is a transcript of the gene VGLL1, whose product is annotated as vestigial like family member 1. Gene Ontology annotation, cellular component: nucleus. Gene Ontology annotation, biological process: regulation of transcription by RNA polymerase II. NCBI's taxonomy places the organism in Eukaryota, Metazoa, Chordata, Mammalia, Pholidota, Manidae. The transcript has 6 exons. The coding region runs from base 347 to 1072 and encodes 241 amino acids. The record is from RefSeq and is a predicted model, not a curated record.
ACUGGAUGAGUUGCCUUCAGCCUUCCAACAUUCCUGCUGUAUCUGACUCUGGUUUUAAUGUUUGUUCUGUAUCUUCAAAGUGCCCAACCCGAUUGACUUGUUGGAGUGCAUUUUCUGCAUUCUUAAUAGAUAGCUAGCAGGAAAUACCUCGUACAGCGCCAGCUAGAGGGAUAGAAAGUAGCGAGUGGAGGCUACAAAAUCUCCAGCCCCUGCUUCCGCCUGCGCUGAGCUGCUCUGAAGUGGGCCUGGUCGCUGUGGCCAUCGUAACGCACCUUCGUUCAACCAUAGCAUAUUGCGCUGUCUCAGCUUAUGGUCAGGAAUUAAGCUGUCACCUGUGUCACUCACCAUGGAAGAAAUGAGGAAGACUGCUGUCCAGAUGCAGAGGCCUAUAAAGACUGAGUGGAAUUCCCGGUGCGUCCUUUUCACCUAUUUCCAAGGGGACAUUGGCAGCGUGGUGGACGAACACUUCUCCAGAGCUCUGAGCAAUGUCAGGAUCCCCCAGGGGUUGAGCCCCAUGAGCCAGAGUGAAGAUGUGACCCUGAGGAAUGAUGGCGACAUGCCUCCAAAUGAGUGGCAUUUCUCUUCUCAGUGGACAAAGCCACAGCCAGAAGGAUCUUUUUCGUACGGUGCCUCUAACUGCAGCUUCAGUGGGCCUGGUCCCGCGACUGUGGAUCCGUAUUCCCUGCCCGUGACUGAGAGCCCCCGGGGUCAGCCUGGCGAGCUGUGGCAUUUGUCCUCCCUAGCCAGCCCCAGCUUCCCAGAUCCCGGCUGCUCUCAGGGCUUCUCCGCUGGGCCCCUGGUUGCAGAGCCCCAGGCUGAUGUGAAACAUGAGCCCUUCCUAAGUCUCCUCCAGCAAGACCAAUGCCUAACCCAUCCUCAGGAAUCUGCCAUGUGGGAAGAUUAUAACUCCACCCAGACAGCCGGAAACACGGGUUUGCUCUUCAGCCUGCCUUCCAGCGCCGCUCACUAUAAGAAAAUUUAUUUCCCCCCAGAUCAUGGACCUGCCAGCGCCAGCCCUGCAAGUGAAGAUAGCCAGUCUCCAGAGAGAAGAACAGACAUGUUCUUUUAUUGAACUUCAGUUUGAAGAAGAGAAUUCCUUCUUCCAAACCUGCUUCUGAUUUUCUGCUGUGAAUCUAGAGGGUCUAGAGACAUCACUGUCCUUUUCUCUUUGUGCUGCUAAAGAGCACUGAGUCGGAAGCGAGCUUCUGUUGCCCCCAGAAUUGUACACUUCUCUUCCUUGGCCCUGGUUUUCAAACUUGUUAAGCGAAUCCCCAGCAUAUAAAGUGGUUCAAGUUGCUGUUCAGUGAUGGGAGCACAGAGGCCCAUCUGCUUGCUUCCCCACCCAUGCCCACUGCCUUCCAGCUGAGAAACCACAAUCCCCUUACCCUCUGCCAGCAGCGUUGUUCAAACCAAGAGCGACUGUGUGAUAUGCUGAGGGUUGUCCCACUCUUCCACCUGAAUGGAGGCACCAGGAACAGCCUGAAGCUUUGUAGUCAUAACCAGACUGGCCAGCUUCAUUCCUGCCUCUACCAAAAGCACAUUCAAAAUGGGCUGGGCAAGACCCAUUGAGAGUGAGUGAGUUGCGGCUGGGCCAGCCCUGCACCCUGCGAGUCUGGCAGGAAGCUGAAAAAGUCUCAGGCUGUCUCUGAUGAAUGAAAUCCUUUCACUUAGAAAAUUCAAUUCCUUAAUUCUAAGAAAAGUGAUUCCAAAUGCAAUUGCCGAGAAAUCUGAGAAGAGACGAAUUGAAGUUAGUUAGCAAACUGCUGCAUCCUAAGCUGGGCCCAGAGUAAGUUCUGGAUCCAGAACAUUUCUUAGAUGCAGUUGCAGGAGUUCUGUCUGCCCUCACACUGAGGACUCUGGCAUCUGACCCCCCGCCCCAGGUGUUCAUCUGGACAUGAGUGGCACCUUACAGCCUUCCACAGGGCCCACCUGUCUUCCAUAAACACAUAACCUUUCCUUUAGCCCCUUCUCUGUCAGUGACAUCUGGCAAACACUAAUUGUCAGCGCAGAACUGUUGGGGCCACCCAUUGGAUACCCACAGCAUCUUAGAUGAAUUGGAGGUGGAAGGCAAGGCCUGCUCCAAGGGGGACGUGGCAGCAGGGCCUCCCUGCAGAUUGUUCCAGAUAAAAUGGCAAUUUUCUCCAAACUCAUUCAUUUCUCCAAUCUGGGAGACAGCCUUGAGCACACUGUGAGCUUGGACAACAUCCCCAGAAGCCCCUGCUCUCAGUGUCCCCAUCCAUACCCACUCAUUCCUGCAUAAUAGCUUAAAGGGUGAAUAAUAAAACUCUGCUUAUAAAAAAUAAACUCUGCU